UACAGUGUGGACACCGCACACGUGUGUGUACAGUGCAGAGAGACAGUAACAGACACACACAGAGACAGAGAGACACACACAGAGACACACACAGAGAGACAUACAGAGACACAGAGAGACAGAGACACAGAGAGACAGAGACACACAGAGAGACAGAGACGCACACAGAGACACACAGAGAGAGACACAGAUACACACAGAGACACACACAGAGAGACACACAGAGAGACACAGAGACACACACAGAGAGACACACAGAGAGACACAGAGACACACACAGAGAGACACACAGAGAGACACAGAGACACACACACAGAGAGACACACACACAGAGAAACACAGAGAGACACAGAGACACACAGAGACACACACAGAGACACAGAGACAGAGAGAGAGCGAGUGAGACGAUGGGUAAAGACAAGAAGAAGAAGAGAAAGGCGGCGGCAGCAGGAGGAGGAGGGCAGAAGGCGAUCGAGAAGAACGUCGCCAAGAUGGAGAAGAAAGUGACCAAACACUCGCGUCGCGACGAGGAGGACUUGGAGGCGCUGAUUUCAGAGCUGCGUGCUCUGGAUGCCAAGAAGACGCAGGUGGUGGACAACCCGUGCCCUCCUCCAUCUCCCAGAGUGAACGCCUCGCUGGUCGCCCACCCCGAGCGUGAGGAGCUGCUCCUCUUCGGAGGGGAGUACUUCAACGGGCAGAAGACGUUCCUCUACAACGACCUGUUUGUCUACAACAUCCGCAAGAACUGCUGGAGUCACGUGCACAUCCCCAACCCGCCACCUCGGCGCUGCGCUCACCAGGCGGUGGUGGUGCCGCAGGGUGGUGGGCAGAUGUGGGUGUUUGGGGGCGAGUUUGCCUCUCCUGACGGAGAGCGCUUCUAUCACUACCGCGACCUCUGGGUCCUGCACCUGGCACAGCGACGCUGGGAGGAGAUCCGGGCUCCUGGAGGGCCUUCCAAGCGGAGUGGCCACCGCAUGGCGGCCUUCAAGCGUCAGCUCGUCGUGUUCGGGGGAUUCCACGAAUCGUCGCGGGACUACGUGUACUAUAACGACGUCUUCAUCUUCGACUUGGACUCGCUGACCUGGCUGCGCCCGCACGUCUCGGGCACCCCGCCGUGCCCCCGCUCUGCCUGCCAGAUGUGGCCCACGCCGCCAAUGCCCACGCCACCACCACCACCCACCAUCGUCGUCAUCGUCAUCAUCGUCAUCCAGCAGCGGAGCAGCAGCCGCCAACACGCCUGGCCUGCUUGUCUACGGGGGGUACAGCAAGAUGAGAGUGAAGCGUGAUGUGGACAAGGGCGUGGCGCACACAGACAUGUUCCUGCUGAGCCCUGACACCAAGGAAGGCUGGUGGCGCUGGUCCCGCGUGAGCACCCUGGGCUCCCGUCCCAGCGCCCGCUCCGGCUUUGCGGUGGCUCCGGGCGGCCCCGGCGGGCGGGCGCUGCUGUUUGGGGGCGUCCGGGACGACGAGGAGGGCGGCGACGA
Molecule: messenger RNA, 1484 nt
Organism: Lethenteron reissneri (Far Eastern brook lamprey)
Lineage: Eukaryota; Metazoa; Chordata; Hyperoartia; Petromyzontiformes; Petromyzontidae
Gene: KLHDC4
Product: kelch domain containing 4
Molecular function (GO): protein binding
Source: RefSeq, a predicted model, not a curated record